CCGUUGGGCCGUGCAAUUCCACACAAUACGGUGCGAGGCCACAGCCACAGCGGAGGCCCGUCCAGCGCGGGAAGGCUGGCACCCCGACAGUCCCGCCGGCCGGCCUUUGGUGCGAGUCCUGCCAGGGCGGUGUCAAGGGAGCGGACUGCUCUGGGGAGCAGGCGGAGGUCGCCGGCCCCGCUGGUGCUCGGACUCAGGGAUUUACGGCCGGCCCUGCCCAGGUCUCGCGAGAGCGCGGCGGCACUUCUCGCGAUACGCGGGCGCGGGCGCAGAGGAGGGAGAUCUGAGCGGCGGCCGCGGCGAGCGGCGGGCUAGCUGAGAAGCCAAGUGGCCAUGGACGACCUGGGGGAGAACACCACGGUGCUGUCCACCCUGAGGUCGUUGAACAACUUCAUUUCUCAGCGGGUGGAGGCAGGAUCUGGACUGGACGCUCCCACCUCCGCCCAGGGCUCUCUGCAGAUGCAGUACCAGGAGAGCAUGCAGCUGGAGGAACGAGCCGAGCGGAUCCGCUCCAAGUCCCAGGUCGUCCAGGUGGAGCGGGAGAAGACGCAGAUGGAGCUGAGCCACAAGAGAGCGCGAGUGGAGCUGGAGCGGGCGGCCAGCACCAGCGCCAGGCGCUACGAGCGCGAGGUGGACCGCAACCAGGAGCUCCUGACGCGCAUCCGGCAGCUGCAGGAGCGUGAGGCCGAGGCGGAGGAGAGGAUGAAGGAGCAGCUGGAGCGCCACAGGCGGUGCCGGCAGAGCCUGGACGCCGCCGGCCAGAAGCUUCGGGAGAAGGAGGACGGCCUGGCCGCGGCCGGCGAGACCAUCAGCGCGCUGAAGGGGAAGGUCUCGGAGCUGCAGUGGAGCGUGAUGAACCAGGAGAUGCAGGUGAAGAGCCUGGAGUCUGAGAAGCAGGAGCUCCAGGAGCAGCUGGCCUUGCAGCGCAAGAAAUGUCAGGAGGCUAACGAGAAGGUCCAGGAGCUCCAGGCCCGCCAGGAAGUGAGGGCUGACCAAGAGCAGAGGAUCAGGGAUUUGGAGCAGAAGCUGUCCCUGCAGGAGCAGGAUGCUGCGGUCGUGAAGAACAUGAAGUCGGAGUUGGUGCGGCUGCCCAAGAUGGAGCGGGAGCUGAAGCAGCUGCGGGAGGAGAGCGCCUACCUGCGGGAGAUGCGAGAGACCAACGGGCUGCUCAGGGAGGAGCUGGAGGGCCUGCGGCGGCGGCUGGGGCGCCAGGAGAAGAUGCAGGAAAGCCUGGCGGUCCUGGAGCUGGAGAAGGAGAAGCUGCUGGCAAAGCUGCAGAGCUGGGAGCGUCUGGAACAGACCACGGGCUUGAACAUCAGGACCCCGGAAGACCUUUCCAGGUUCAUCGUUGACCUGCAGCAGCGAGAACUUGCCUUGCAGGACCGGAACAAUGUCAUCACCAGCAGCGCCCGUGGGCUGGAGAAGGUCCGGCAGCAGCUCCAGGAGGAGGUCCGCCAGGCCAGCAGCCAGCUGCUGGAGGAGAGGAAGAGGCGGGAGACACAGGAGGCCCUGGCCCGGAGACUCCAGAAGCGGGUCCUGCUGCUGACGAAGGAGCGAGACGGCAUGCGUGCCAUCCUGGGGUCCUACGACAGCGAGCUGACCCCGGCCGAGUACUCGCCCCAGCUGACCCGUCGGAUGCGUGAGGCCGAGGAUAUGGUCCAGAAGGUGCACGCGCACAGCUCGGAGAUGGAGGCUCAGCUGUCCCAGGCCCUGGAGGAGCUGGGAGGCCAGAAGCAGAGAGCAGACAUGCUGGAGGUGGAGGUGAAAAUGCUGCAGUGCCAGACCAGCGCCUCCGAGCGGGGCUUCCCCGUUUCCAGGGAGGAGGUGAGCUCGCUCAGGUUGAAGAUCGAGGAGCUGGAAGGGGAACGCAGCCGCCUGGAGGAAGAGAAGAAGACGCUGGAGGCGCAGCUCGAGCGGCUGACCCUGCAGGGCGGCUACGACCAGAGCAAAACCAAGGUGCUGCACAUGAGCAUGAACCCGGCCAGCGCGGCGAAGCAGAGGCUCCGCGAGGACCAGGCCCGGCUGCAGGAGGAGUGUGAGCGGCUGCGGGAGCUCGUGCGCGCCCUGGAGCGGGGCGGCCCCGUCCCCGCCGACCUGGAGGCCGCCGCGGGUCUGCCCUCGUCCAAGGAGGUGGCAGAGCUGAAGAAGCAGGUGGAGAGUGCCGAGCUGAGAAACCAGCGGCUGAAGGAGGUCUUUCACACAAAGAUCCAGGAGUUCCGGAAGGUCUGCUACGCGCUCACGGGCUACCAGAUAGACGUCACCACGGAGAGCCAGUACCGGCUGACGUCCAUGUAUGCUGAGCACAAGGCCGACUGCCUCAUCUUCAAGGCCACAGGACCCUCGGGCGCCAAAAUGCAGCUUCUGGAGACGGCCUUCUCACGCACGGUGCCGGAGCUCAUCGAGCUGCACCUCCUGCGCCAAGACAGCAUCCCCGCCUUCCUCAGCGCCCUCACGCUCGACCUCUUCAGCCGCCAGACGGUGGCCUAGCCUGCGGCUCACGCGCAAGAGGGCAGCCGGCAGGUCCGGCCCCCUGGGGCCGCCCGGCCGGGCCCACCCCGCCUCCCGCCACACGGCCCCACAGACCCGGGCGGCCCGCACCUGUAGCCGGCAGGGGAGAGGCCGCACCCGCCUCCUCGCCCAGGACGUUCGGUGCCGCCGCUCUGGGGGGUGACCCGGGGGGCCCGCUUCCGGCCCCCUCCCCAGUGUGUACCCCCGCCCGCACACCGCUCAAACCCGGCAGAGUCCCUGCUCCGUAUGAAAUAAAGUUUGCUCCUCGGCCA
This is a messenger RNA of Leopardus geoffroyi (Geoffroy's cat), 2780 nucleotides long. It is a transcript of the gene MAD1L1, whose product is annotated as mitotic arrest deficient 1 like 1. Lineage: Eukaryota; Metazoa; Chordata; Mammalia; Carnivora; Felidae. The record is from RefSeq and is a predicted model, not a curated record. Bases 334 to 2487 code for a protein of 717 amino acids. The transcript is spliced from 18 exons. Gene Ontology annotation, biological process: mitotic spindle assembly checkpoint signaling; attachment of mitotic spindle microtubules to kinetochore. Gene Ontology annotation, cellular component: kinetochore; nuclear envelope; mitotic spindle.